Molecule: messenger RNA, 2766 nt
Organism: Orbicella faveolata
Lineage: Eukaryota; Metazoa; Cnidaria; Anthozoa; Scleractinia; Merulinidae
Product: doublesex- and mab-3-related transcription factor 3-like
Biological process (GO): sex differentiation; regulation of transcription by RNA polymerase II
Cellular component (GO): nucleus
Molecular function (GO): RNA polymerase II cis-regulatory region sequence-specific DNA binding; protein binding; DNA-binding transcription factor activity, RNA polymerase II-specific
Source: RefSeq, a predicted model, not a curated record
AUCUAUGAUAAUCCCUCAGUUUUCUUGUUUCUUUGGAUUCAGGAUCAUGAGUGAAACAAAGGAGUCUGACAACCAAGAGGAAACUAGCACUUCCCCCUCACUACACCACAGAGUCCCAAAAUGCGCUCGCUGUCGUACACAUGGCACGGUAUCAUGGUUGAAGGGCCACAAACACUACUGCCGCUGGAGAGACUGCACAUGCGCAAAAUGCCAGCUGAUCACUGAAAGGCAACGCGUGACAGCCGCACGCGUUGCGUUACUGAGACAGCAACGCAAAGGAGCUGAACUAAGAGCUAAAUAUCAAAGAGAAUUGGAAAACGCCCGUUUGACGUACUCCAUGGUGUUCCAAACAAACGGAUUACCAGGAUUCCCAAAUAAUCAUCGACACCACUUUUAUCAUAAGCACCCUCACGCAGACAUGAGCCACAUUGAACCAAGGAUAACAGAAAUCACGCCAUUAUCAGAAUCCCUGAAGAGAUGCAACUCAGUCUCCGAAGACGACGAAGAGGAAAGCACAAGCCCCAAAAGAAUCGCUCUGUCUCCUGACCUCCACGUGAAAGCGGAGCCACGUGAGCACGCCGAAAAAGACCGUCAUGAAAGUUUACCUGAGACAAGAAAAUCUCCAGAUCACUCCGUCGACAACAUUCUCAAUUCAAGUAACAAAUAUCUACUGGAAAACCUUCAUGAUAGGUCUCAGGAGUUCAGGUAUCCAAGGCUGUCGAAGGAAAUAAGUGCUCUGUCCCUGAGACACCCGCCGAUGGAACUACUCGGCAAGCUCUUUCCUCAUCACAACAGGGGCACGUUGGAACUCAUCCUUCAGAGUUGCAAUGGCAGCGUCGUGGAAAGCAUUGAACUUCUCUUGUCCUCCCAAGAGCAGAGAGGCAACAAGAUGGCGUUGGGUGGCUGUGGUUUUCCUCCAGCCAAUCACCAUUCUCCUUUCCUUCACGGCCCAAUGACUCGAAACGUCAUCACAAGACCGCUGCCCAGUACUCAUGCAUGUUCACCAUCGGCGAUUUACCCACCAUCGCCACUUCCGCCGCCACUUCUUGUGAAGCCUAAACCGGAAAUGGCAGUUAAGUUUUCCCCUAUGGCGCAUGCUCCCUAUGGGGCAGAACCGAGGCUAGGUGAAAGGCCUUGUGGACUUGGCAUAAGCCGGUUUUGUAGCAGGUGUGGUUACAAGAUAAACAUGUUUGACAAGUUUUGCGCGCAUUGUGGAAAAGUUCUCAGUGAAACACCCAGUGGUCUUUGAAUGACAAGUCUGGGGAAUGGAUUGACUUUUCAACUGUUCGCAGUAAAGUAGAAAUUUAAAUUUUUAAUGACAAUAACAUAUUUCGGAUUUGCAUUAGUACACAAAGGUCAUCAACAUAGCUUUUAAGGUAGAAUGACAUCGGCGGCAUUCAAAAUCUCUUUUUACAUCAGUAGAAAAUGGUAGAAAAAGCCCUUUGGUAUUUUGCUUCUAUGGCCUCAAUUUCAAACUAAGGAAGUGAAGCAACUGAAAAAAAAAUUAAGCGCAUAGAAACUGCAAUUGCAUCUAGUUUCUCCUCAAGGAAGCACCAGAUUUUCAAGAUGACGGACGAUGAGAAUACAGAGAAUAGUCAAGCAACAAGAUGCACUACAAAAUUCUCAGAUCUAAUUUUAUAGGAAUAUACGGUAGUAAGUAUGGAGAAUUUAAACUUUUAGUUCGACGCAGUGAGCGUUUAAUAUAGUGAGUUCGUUCCAUUUCGUUUAAUAGCGGAUAGCAUCAUACUGAAACUUCCGCAAGGGGCGCAUGUGAAUUCUUGAGGUACAAUGAAGGAUUAUGGGAAUAAAAUGCUCAUAUUGUUGUAAUUUCGAAUAAUUGACAGGAUAAUGAUUCAUAGCGCGCAUUGGUUAGCACUUGAAAGGAGCUGCGUCACAAUUUGCGCAUCUUGAAAAGGUCAACCUAAAUUUUUCAAGUUCGUCGUUUACAAUCCGUGUUAAUCUUUUCCAUCCUUGUUCCGCUUAACGAUUUAUUUUUAUCUUUUUGGUGUUUUUCUUUCUAAGUAAACUAUUAUCUUCAACUAAUUUUGUACGCGGCCAAAAUAACUCAAAAUGCCGUGACUUAGCUCCCUUAAAUUAAAAUAAAGAGACAAUCAAAAAACGACUAAAAUUACCAUUAAAUUAAACCAAAAGUGUAUUUGAAAAAUUAUUUUGCAAAUUCCUGUGUGACUAAUUCAUAAUCUACUUUCUCCUCUACAAAUUAGUACAAAGCCAAGUAAGGAAGUUGUAAGGAUAAACAAACUGAUCACUAGAGGCAAACUGGCUUGAUAUCAAAUAAAAUUUAACAAGCUACCUUAGAAAUGUCUGGAAGCGUGCAAAAAAAAGUUCAUCUUGUUAAAAGAUUUUUAAAGGAUUGUUAAAGGAAACUAACAUGGUGUAAAGGAAAAAAGAUGUUUUUAGUGGAUUUUUCCAUGGUCUUAAGCAUGCAGAUAAUUUUACUCAGUACAGCCAACUUCCUCUAAUUCAGACGAGCUCAUAAUCAGUGACUAGACUUUUAUUUUAGAGAUUCUUUUCUCAACGUGUCCGUCCUCUAAUGAGGAGCGUGCUUAGUGAUUAAAGCAUGUCAAUCAAGAAGUUGACUGAGAAAAUUUGGCUUUGCAGUAUCUGUAAAUACUGAGCAACGAACUGCAAGCUAGUCAACAAAACUAAGGAAGCUAAGGAAUAUUUAUAUAAUUGUGAUUAAGAAUCAAUUACUUACUUCAUUAAUAAUAAUCAUUAAGUUUUAUCAAUAAAUUGAUUAUUAUCGGA